UUCGCGGCAGGCUAUCACCUCGACGUCCAUCGUUCCACAACUGAGCGGAUCCUAAUACAGGUUUUGUCCAUUAUUUGGAACCAGCUCUCCACUGAAAUAUUUCCGAACCAAUUGGACUUAGGGCAAGAGCAGACGAAAAUUCUUAAAAUGACGGAAACGCAUUUGGGAACCAGUCAAUGUCAGUGUCAGGCGGAUUAUUACUUAACAUAAGACGGCCUUUUGCCCGUUAUAUAAAAAUAAUUCAGUAAAUUAUACAUACAUAUUAUACGUAUAUUUUUUCGCAGUGGCUCAUUCGAUAAUGGUUAUUUUUAGUGAUGCUCGCAGUAUGCUUCCUUGUAUACAUUGUAACACCAGCUUUAUCGGACUAUUAUAGCCCACGAUAUGAUGACUUCGACAUCAACCCUCUCAUAGAAAACGACCGGAUAUUAGUGAGUUACUCAAAAUGCUUCCUCGACCAAGGUCCGUGUACACCGGAAGCAAAAGAUUUUAAAAAAGUUAUACCGGAAGCAUUAGAGUCAUCUUGUGGAAAAUGCACUCCAAAACAGAAACAGCUUAUCAAAACGGUAAUAAAAGCUAUAAUGGCAGCUCACCCUGAUACUUGGGACCAGCUCGUGAACAAGUAUGAUGGAGAGAAAAAAUAUAGGGAAGAAUUCAAUAAAUUUCUUAAAGAGAAAGAUAGAAAGUAAUACUUUUCAUUUGCUUGUAAACAAAAAUUAUGAUUAUUUUCCAUAAGCCGUCCAAUGGACAAUGGAGAUGUUUCUACGCCUUCUUAGAUGCAAUAAAUAAGUAAUAAUUAUCGGGGACAGAUUUUGAAAUAAUUAUUUACAAUAUAAUAAGAUAGAUAUUCAAUAAAAAAAGAUAGAUAUGAAUUUACUGUCAAUAAGUGAUUCUUUCUUCAAUUUUUAAUUGAAAUUAUUAUUUUUAAGUUUUAAUUAAUUUAUUUAUACAUAAUUUUCGAAUCACUUGAACACCCAAAAAAAUUAUCAAGUUCUGUUAAGAGAAUAAGACCGGCAGAAGAAUAUAUGCCAGCUGUUUAUUUUUUGUAUAGAUAAAUUGCUAAAUAAGAUACUGCAGCGCCAUCUGACGGGCUGAUUUGUGAAUUAAAACCAUCCAGGGCGCCACCCAAACACAUACAAAAAAAAAACAUUAAAAUCGGUCCACCCGUAAAGGAGGUGUUCAGUGACAUACACCAGUACAGUAGAAUUAUAUAUACAAUGACAUAUUUUUAUAACUUAAUUAUUGCCAAUAAACAGAUUAAUUAACAUUGUCUCAUUGUCAAUUUGUUUGCCUAUAGUUUUUUACUUAGGCUGUUUGAUUUUUUGGAAUAUAAAUCUUAGUACUAAAUAAAACUAUAUUUUCUCUCCAUAAAAAUAUUCCUCUCCACUUAAAAAUUACAUUAAUAACCUAAAUUGCGCCAACCGUCUUCAAGUUUACCGCUCAGACACAUAUUUUGCGAUUCAUUUUUAUUUCAAUAAUAUUCAGAUAUUUAUACUGAGACAGUUAGUUAAACGAAGUGAUACUUGAAUGAUACUCGUGAUGCCUGCAAAGCCUAGAUUAUUCUCUACAAAAUUGUCUUUUCAAUAAUUUUAUCUUUCGCCUUAAUCUACGGU
Molecule: messenger RNA, 1610 nt
Organism: Pieris rapae (cabbage white)
Lineage: Eukaryota; Metazoa; Arthropoda; Insecta; Lepidoptera; Pieridae
Gene: CSP11
Product: allergen Tha p 1-like
Exons: 2
Coding region: 315-686 (123 amino acids)
Source: RefSeq, a predicted model, not a curated record